Molecule: messenger RNA, 1271 nt
Organism: Rhagoletis pomonella (apple maggot)
Lineage: Eukaryota; Metazoa; Arthropoda; Insecta; Diptera; Tephritidae
Exons: 3
Coding region: 256-843 (195 amino acids)
Biological process (GO): regulation of transcription by RNA polymerase II
Cellular component (GO): nucleus
Molecular function (GO): double-stranded DNA binding
Source: RefSeq, a predicted model, not a curated record
CAUUUACAAUUUUUUUUAAAGAUUAAGAAAUAUACACAUGCCCAUAUUCGAAAAUUAGUAUGUUAGAAAAACGCAGUGUGUAAGUAGUGAAUACUUAAGCAAAAAUAAAUUUUGUAGUUUUCAUGUCACUCUGUUGCGUGCUAAAAUCUAUCAACACAGUUGCUGAUGUGCACAACUAACAACUGUUUUACUUCAAUAGAGUUUGCCAGCCGUUAUUGAAACAAAAAGUUAUUCAGUGUAAAAACUAAAAAAGCAAUGCCGAAGUCUAAAAUUACCAAGAGUUUAAAAAUUCACACUCUGAUUGCCGAGUUUGGUUCGGAUGUAUUUUGUACCGAUGGGACCGUUUUAUUUUGCAAUAUUUGUUCAGUAAAAGUUAAUCACGAAAAAAAAUAUUAUAUACAGCAGCAUAUUAAAAGUGAAAAACAUAUAAAAGGAUUACAAAUAAAGAAAAACAAGACCCAAAUGAUAGCACCAUUUGUGGAAAAGAAUGUAUUUUACGCAGAUAUUACUAAAAUGAUGAUUGCAUGCGGAAUUCCACUUUAUAAAUUGAAGAGUGUGGAAUUCAAAUCAUUCUUUGAAAAAUACGUUCAGGAAUCCCUUCCCGAUGAAUCAACUCUUAGAAAAAAUUACGUGAAGGAUUGUUACGAGUCCGUUUUGCAGAAAAUUCGUUUAGAAAUAGGAGAAAGCCCCAUCUUUGUGUCCAUCGAUGAAACUACAGAUAAGGCAGGCCGCAGUGUAACCAACGUUAUUGUUGGACCGUUGCGUGAAAGCGGACGCGGCUAUCUCUUGACGGUGGAGGUGUUGGAUAAGGAUUCCAACGUGAAAAAGUGUUGGUAUUUGUGACUGAUGCAGCACCCUACAUGAAGAAAAGUGCGUCAUCAUUGAAGCUGCUUUAUCCUAAUAUGAUUCAUAUCACCUGCGUCGCACAUGGCGUACACCGGGUCUGCGAAUCUCUACGCUCGAAGUACUCAGAUGUUGACGUCUUAAUUUCAAACUUAAAAAAAGUUUUCUUGAAAAGCCCAUUCAGGGUGGCAGUUUUCAAAGAAAUGGAACCCAAUCUUCCUCUGCCUCCUCAGCCGGUGAUAACUCGAUGGGGCACAUGGCUAAUUGCAGCCGUAUAUUAUGCCGAAAACUAUGAUUCCAUCAAAAGAAUAAUUGACCAAAUAACGGACGAUGCAGCAUGUGUCAGUUUCUCGAAGCAAUUGUUGAGCAAAAAAUCGGUUCAGGGGAAUUUGAUAUAUAUAAAAUGCAAUUUUGGGUUUCUUUUAGAG